This is a messenger RNA of Camelus dromedarius (Arabian camel), 963 nucleotides long. Its product is annotated as olfactory receptor 2T8. The transcript has a single exon. Gene Ontology annotation, biological process: detection of chemical stimulus involved in sensory perception of smell; G protein-coupled receptor signaling pathway. The coding region runs from base 1 to 963 and encodes 320 amino acids. Gene Ontology annotation, molecular function: olfactory receptor activity; G protein-coupled receptor activity. The record is from RefSeq and is a predicted model, not a curated record. Lineage: Eukaryota; Metazoa; Chordata; Mammalia; Artiodactyla; Camelidae. Gene Ontology annotation, cellular component: plasma membrane.
AUGGGAAACUGGAAUACGACAUCAGAUUUCAUUCUCCUAGGUCUCUUUAACCACACAGGAGCCCAUUUAUUUCUCUUUGUGAUGGUUCUGAUGAUGGCCUUCACCUCCCUAGUGGGCAACGCCCUCAUACUUGUCCUGAUUCUCCUGGACCCCCGGCUCCACAGGCCCAUGUACUUCCUCCUGAGCCAACUCUCCCUCAUGGACCUGCUGCUGGUGUGCACCAUCGUGCCCAAAAUUGCUGCUGACUACCUGACUGACAGGAAGUCCAUCUCCCCGGCUGGCUGUGGGCUGCAGAUCUUCUUCUUCCUCACUUUGGGAGGGGGUGAGUGCUUCCUCUUAGCAGCCAUGUCCUACGACCGCUACGUCGCUGUUUGCCACCCACUGAGAUACUCAGUCCUCAUGAGUAGGCAGUCAUGCCUGAGGAUGAUUUUGGGGUCUUGGUUCCUGGGUGCAGCUGACGGGCUCAUGCAGGCUGCUGCUACCCUCAGUUUCUCAUUUUGUAGUGCACGUGAGAUGGACCAUUUCUUCUGCGAGGCCCCCACUCUGGUGCGUUUGGCUUGUGCUGACACGUCAGCCUUUGAGUACGUCAUGUACAUCUGCUGUGUGCUGAUGCUCCUGGUCCCCCUUUCCCUCAUCCUGACUUCCUAUGGCCUCAUCCUCGCUGCCGUUCUCCAGAUGCGUUCUAACAAAGCCCGCAAGAAGGCUUGUGCCACCUGCUCCUCACAUCUGUCUGUGGUGGGACUCUUUUUUGGAGCUGCCAUUUUUACCUACAUGAGACCCAAAUCCUACAGGUCAGCGAACCACGAUAAGGUGGUGUCAGUUUACUAUACGGUCUUCACCCCUGUGCUGAACCCCCUCAUCUACAGUCUGAGGAACAGCGAGGUCAAGGGAGCCCUGAGAAAGUGUAUGGAUCAGUGUGCUGCCUUAAGUAUUUGCCCCAAAGUUCGAAGUUGUAAGAAGUGA